Messenger RNA from Epinephelus fuscoguttatus (brown-marbled grouper), 2386 nucleotides. RefSeq names its product myogenic differentiation 1 (gene myod1). NCBI's taxonomy places the organism in Eukaryota, Metazoa, Chordata, Actinopteri, Perciformes, Serranidae. Gene Ontology annotation, biological process: positive regulation of myoblast differentiation; muscle organ development; regulation of transcription by RNA polymerase II. Gene Ontology annotation, molecular function: RNA polymerase II cis-regulatory region sequence-specific DNA binding; protein dimerization activity; DNA-binding transcription factor activity, RNA polymerase II-specific. The transcript is spliced from 3 exons. Bases 1 to 891 code for a protein of 296 amino acids. The record is from RefSeq and is a predicted model, not a curated record.
AUGGAGCUGUCGGAUAUCUCUUUCCCCAUCCCCGCCGCCGAUGACUUUUAUGACGACCCGUGCUUCAACACCAGCGACAUGCACUUCUUCGAGGACCUGGACCCGCGGCUGGUCCAUGUGGGCCUGCUGAAGCCGGACGACUCCUCCUCUUCGCCCUCACCCUCCCCUUCCUCCUCCUCUUCCUCCUCCCCGUCCUCCCUCCUGCACCUCCAUCACCACGCCGAGGUGGAGGACGACGAGCACGUCCGCGCCCCCAGCGGGCACCACCAGGCGGGCCGCUGCCUGCUCUGGGCCUGCAAGGCCUGCAAGAGGAAGACCACCAACGCGGACCGGCGGAAGGCGGCCACGCUGCGGGAGCGCCGGCGGCUCAGCAAGGUCAACGACGCCUUCGAGACCCUGAAGCGCUGCACGACGGCCAACCCCAACCAGAGGCUGCCCAAGGUGGAGAUCCUGCGCAACGCCAUCAGCUACAUCGAGUCUCUGCAGGCGCUGCUGCGCGGCGGGCAGGACGACGGCUUCUACCCGGUGCUGGAGCACUACAGCGGGGACUCAGACGCCUCCAGCCCCCGGUCCAACUGCUCCGACGGCAUGACGGAUUUUAACGGCCCGACCUGUCAGUCAAACAGAAGAGGAAGUUAUGACAGCUCUUAUUUCUCCGAGACUCCAAACGGCGGCGUGAAGAGCGCCCGCAGCUCGGUGGUCUCCAGUCUGGACUGUCUGUCCAGCAUCGUGGAGCGAAUCUCCACCGACAACAGCAGCCUGCUCCCACCUGCUGACGCCCCCGGGUCCCCGCAGACGGACCCCGCCGGUGAGGCAGCGGCCCCCGGGCCCGUCCAGGUCCCCUCCCCGACCACCAGCCAGGACCCCAACCUGAUCUAUCAAGUCCUAUAGACCUUCACACCUGGGACUUUACCAUCCUGUCAUGUCACAAAACACACACACACACACACACACACACACACACACACUAAUUUAAUUUAAAGCUACCGGGCUGAGCUGAGUCUUCACAACCUGUCUGCAUCAGCGGUGGCGUUUCAUAAUUCAGAACCAAAGUUCAGCCUGUUUUUAUUUCCUCAAGCUGAAAGUAUGGAGGCUCGUUCCUGCCGGGAAAAUAAUAUAAUCAGAGUGUCAAAGAUCAGGAGUGACCUUUCCGUCUGUCAGAUAAAAAAGUUAAGGCCCAUGUGUAAUCUGACCUUGUACUGAGCUCUCAAGGCUUCGCACAGUGUUCAUCAGAGGACUGAGUUUCAGAUUUUAUAUCAGAGUUUAUAGAUUUUAUAGUAAGCAAGCAAACUCCAUGUGCUGAUGAAGAUCGUGAGAUGAAGUUGAAAGUUUUGUAAGUGGGCCUCGAGUUAAUACUGCUAAAAAACGCCAGUCUAAAUCUUAAUUCAGUCUUAGUUCGAUAAUUCUCAGCAUGACAGUGAAUAAUAAUUACAAGAUAAAGUCAGAAUUACAUGAUGCUAAUUUAUAUUUGUAGCCUAAAUGAAAUUUUUAGUCUUAUUUUAUCAUUUUUUUUUAAAUAGAUUUUGUCAAUCUGACACAAGGAAAUUAAUAAAAAGCUGAAAUAUGUAAAAAUAAAAAACAAUGAAAGUGAGGAGGUGGCUCGCCAAAGCUGAUUAUCAUUCCAAAGUUUCCAUACCAUAGAUUUAUUUUCCUGGCAUGAACGAUCUUCCGUACUUCAGCAUAUCCGAGCCCCAGAUUCUCUUUCCUGCUGUUAAACUUAUCUGUAGAUUUAGAUAAAAACCACUUGGAUGCUGAGAAAUGUUGUUUUAUUUUGAACAGGUUUACUGAUCGGUUCAGUUCUUGCUGUACUUUUAUUUUAAGUUAUGAGAAAAUAUUUUAACGGCUCAGCUGAGUCAUUCAGAUGGAUUUUUCUUCCUUUCUGUUUAAAAGUCUAUUUGAUGAAGGACGGAGGCCAAGAGAGAAAAAAGAAACACAUCCAUUUACAUUCCUCCACUUUCGUCCAUCUGAAGUUGUAAAAAGCCCCAGCUGUUCACUUCCCUCAGGAAACUAAAAGCAACUGCAACAGUCCUGUGAUAUUUUAGAAAGAUGUCGCACGACUGCAGAUUUCUGUGGAAAAACUGAGGUGAUAAAAAACAGAACCCAAAAACAGAUCAAACUGUGUGAGUAUUGUCGUGACAGGAAGUCGGUUCAGACCUCCAUCCUGUCAAACUCCAAAUUUCAUUCACUGCAGCGGAGGACCAUUUUUCUGUUUCUGUACAUAUUAUGUAAAUAAGAGCUGAUUUGUUCCAACUGAAAGUAUUAAUUAUGUAUUUAAUGUUUCUGUCUGUAUGUGCUUUGUUUGUUGUGAAAAUGUUAAACUUUAUAUUUAUACAUCUGAAAAGCGAGUGACAGUCACAUGACAAAUAAAUGAACCUGCUUAUUUAUA